This is a messenger RNA of Prionailurus viverrinus (fishing cat), 2096 nucleotides long. It is a transcript of the gene CXXC4, whose product is annotated as CXXC finger protein 4. The coding region runs from base 1 to 1125 and encodes 374 amino acids. The record is from RefSeq and is a predicted model, not a curated record. Gene Ontology annotation, cellular component: nucleus. The transcript has 2 exons. Gene Ontology annotation, molecular function: methyl-CpG binding; zinc ion binding. Lineage: Eukaryota; Metazoa; Chordata; Mammalia; Carnivora; Felidae.
AUGAACACCAAUGUCUGCGUGGAGCCCGGGCCGAGCCCGGAGGCCCCGGGCUUGCCCAAGGAAAGCCACCUGCCCGAGGGGGCCCUGAACAGCCUUGUGGAUUACAACUCGGAGAUGGAGCGCUACCGCUCCUUUGCCACCUCCUUCUACAAGACCAACGGGGGCGCCUUCCCGCAGGCGGCCAAGAUCGCGCGCAUCACCACCCCCAUCUUCCCCAGCAGCGCCGCCGCCGCCGCGGCCGCCGCGCGCAUCGGCAUGUCCCCCUGGAACUGCGACAACGCGGCCACCGCCGCCGCCGCCACCGCCAUGCUCUGGGGCAGCGGCGGGGGCGGGGGCGGCGGCGGGGGCGGCGGCGGCGGCGGCGGGGGCGGCGGGGGCGGUGGCGGGGGCGGCGGGGGCGGCAGGAAAUCCUCCUCCGCCGCCGCCUCCUCCUCCGCCUCCUCCUCGGCAAUCCUCCCCGCCGGCGGUGGCGGCGGCGGUGGCGGCGGCGGCGGUGGCGGCGGCGGCGGCGGCGGCAGCAGGACCAGCAUGCACCACCGAAACGACUCCCAGAGGCUGGGGAAAGCUGGCUGCCCGCCAGAGCCGUCGUUGCAAAUGGCAAAUACUAAUUUCCUCUCCACCUUAUCCCCUGAACACUGCAGACCUUUGGCGGGGGAAUGCAUGAACAAGCUCAAAUGCGGCGCUGCUGAAGCAGAGAUAAUGAAUCUCCCCGAGCGCGUGGGGACUUUUUCCGCUAUCCCGGCUUUAGGGGGCAUCUCAUUACCUCCAGGGGUCAUCGUCAUGACAGCCCUUCACUCCCCCGCAGCAGCCUCAGCAGCCGUCACAGACAGUGCGUUUCAAAUUGCCAAUCUGGCAGACUGCCCGCAGAAUCAUUCCUCCUCCUCCUCGUCCUCCUCAGGGGGAGCUAGCGGAGCCAACCCGGCCAAGAAGAAGAGGAAAAGGUGUGGGGUCUGCGUGCCCUGCAAGAGGCUCAUCAACUGUGGCGUCUGCAGCAGUUGCAGGAACCGCAAAACGGGACACCAGAUCUGCAAAUUUAGAAAAUGUGAAGAGCUAAAGAAAAAACCUGGCACUUCACUAGAGAGAACACCUGUUCCCAGCGCUGAAGCAUUCCGAUGGUUCUUUUAAAGCAGUAGUAUAUCUUAUUUUCAAGGCAUUUGGAAGUGAAGGGCAAACUAAUGUCUUGUUUUAAGAAACUGCUUAGUCCACCACUGAAGAAAAUAUCCAGAUAUUAUUUUCAUUUUAUGUAUAGGGGUUUCUUCAAAACAAAACAAAACAAAACAAAGGAAAAGAAAAAAAGACAUAUAAAAAUAAUCUGGGAGUUUGGGGAAUUGGCCAGUCUAUUUACUUUCAAUACACUGAUUCUUUCUUUGAUGUAACUUAGCUAUACUAGUGAAGUUGUUGUCUAUUUUGGAAGUGGCUGUAAAAAAAUAAGUUUGGGUAAACCCCUGCUGUAAAAUCAUGUAUCUUUGCAAAGUACAUAUCUAUACUUCAUUUUCAAAUAUAUGUGUUUCAGUACUGUAAACUGUACAGAUAGCAGCUUGUAUUUUGUGUGUUUAGACACAAGGAGACAAUCAUGUCUGAGCAUCUAUGGAGAUUAACAGUUUGUACACAACAGUAUGGUUCUGCGAGUUAAAUCUGGAGCAAUAAAUUUUAGCUUUAACUAUUUUUUGCCAGUUGUUUCUAGAAGCAGCAACAGCAGUGGCAUGUUUUGCCAUGCAUCUUUCCGUAGAGACUUGAUGCCAAGUUUUACAAGACUAAAAGAUGAUGAUGCAUCCAGCAAUUACCUUCAGUUGUAUUGUUAUAAGAGGGGGAAGAUGUUAUGAAAGUUUCAAUUAAUCUUUUGAGCACUAUAUUAGAGUAGUGGUUAUGCACUUGCAUUGCUUACAAACGAGCUGUACAGAAGGGUAUACCUCCCAAAUACUUAGUGUAGUUGACUUGUCUUGGGUUGCACUGUAAGGCGGAGUACUCACAGUAGUUGGAACAUGCAGCAUCAGUUGUAUAACUUUUUUUUUAAAAUCAGUGUUUUCUAGGAUACAGAGAAAAGUAUCAUAUCUUAGGGGAGAAAUUCAUGAUUGAUUUUUUUUUCUCAGCCCAGC